Messenger RNA from Pseudoliparis swirei, 4418 nucleotides. Its product is annotated as voltage-dependent L-type calcium channel subunit beta-4-like. Gene Ontology annotation, molecular function: protein binding; high voltage-gated calcium channel activity. Lineage: Eukaryota; Metazoa; Chordata; Actinopteri; Perciformes; Liparidae. Gene Ontology annotation, cellular component: voltage-gated calcium channel complex. Gene Ontology annotation, biological process: regulation of voltage-gated calcium channel activity; calcium ion transmembrane transport; chemical synaptic transmission. The record is from RefSeq and is a predicted model, not a curated record. The coding region runs from base 442 to 1941 and encodes 499 amino acids. The transcript is spliced from 13 exons.
ACCUCAGCCGCUCGUUGUGUAUAUGUAUAUGUGUGUGUCUGGUUUAGGUGUGUGUGUGCGUGUGUGUGUGUGUAUGCGUGUUUGUGUGUGGAAGCCUGAUGAAAUGAAAUGCCAGGAUUGGGCUACCUCCAGGGAGAGCCUCUCCAUCCUAUAAUGUGAGCCAGCCAGCAGCACCGUGAGAUCAGGGAGAAGCUGCAUCCAUCAAGCGACGGGCCUCCGGUGGACCAGGCGUGAUCCAACGGGAGGGGAGAUUUUUUAUUUAAAAAAAAAAUCUAUAUAUUCUUCUUCUCUGCCGUGGCGAGAAGGGAUUGUCGUCAUCACCCCCCGUCCAUCCUUUUUUUUUUUCUUUCUCUGUGGUGCCCCCUCCUUCCUCCUUCGCCUCCACUCUCAUUUUUUCCCCCCUCAUUCUUCUCGAGGCGCUCGUUGGAAUAUCAAACCUCCAUGUAUGACAAUUUGUACCUGCAUGGAUUUGAAGACUCGGAGGCGGGCUCAGCUGAUUCAUACACUAGCAGACCAUCAGACUCAGAUGUCUCUCUGGAGGAGGAGCGGGAGGUGCCGGCUCAGGUCCCGAGCCAGAGCCCAAGCCAGAGCCAAGGACCGGGACAGAGCUGCCAGGAGAGGGAGCAGCAGGCCACCGCCCAACUGGAGAGAGCCAAGACUAAACCGGUGGCAUUCGCCGUGAGGACCAACGUCAGCUACUGUGGCGCCCUGGAUGAGGAUGUUCCAGUGCCAGCCACCGCCAUCUCCUUCGACUCCAAGGAUUUCCUCCACAUAAAAGAGAAGUUCAACAACGACUGGUGGAUCGGCCGGUUAGUGAAAGAGGGCUGUGAGAUCGGCUUCAUCCCCAGCCCUCUGAAGCUCGAGAACAUCCGGCUCCAGCAGGAGCAAAAGAGAGGACGCGUUCAAGGUAAGUUUGGAGGGAACUCUUCUUCCAGUGUAGAGGACGAGGGCUCGGCCUCUAUCCGGCCCCUUAUAUCCUCGGCAGGAAAGCAGAAACAGAAAGUGACGGAGCACUUGCCCCCGUACGAUGUGGUCCCCUCCAUGAGGCCCGUGGUGCUGGUGGGGCCCUCGCUGAAGGGUUACGAGGUCACAGACAUGAUGCAGAAAGCACUGUUCGACUUCCUCAAACACAGAUUCGACGGCAGGAUAUCUAUCACACGAGUCACGGCAGAUAUAUCCUUAGCCAAGAGGUCCGUUCUCAACAACCCCAGUAAAAGGGCCAUCAUUGAAAGAUCCAACACUCGCUCCAGCUUAGCUGAGGUGCAGAGUGAAAUCGAGAGGAUCUUCGAGUUGGCCCGAUCCCUGCAGCUGGUGGUGCUGGACGCUGACACCAUCAACCACCCGGCGCAGCUCCUCAAGACCUCCCUGGCCCCCAUAAUAGUCCACGUGAAAGUCUCCUCGCCAAAGGUCCUGCAGAGGCUGGUGAAGUCCAGAGGGAAGACCCAGAGCAAACACCUGAACGUCCAGCUGGUGGCAGCCGACAAGCUGGCCCAGUGUCCCCCAGAAAUGUUCGACAUCAUCCUGGACGAGAACCAGCUGGAGGACGCCUGCGAGCAUCUCGCCGAAUACCUCGAGGCCUACUGGAAGGCGACCCACACCUCCAUGGCGACGCCCCUGAACCCCCUGCUGGGCCCCACCACCCUCACGCCCUACCCCACCACCAUCUCUGGCCUGCAGCAGAGCCAAAGGAUGCGACAGAGCAACCACACGGGGGACCACUCCACCCCGAACGAGCGGCGCAACCUGAUGACGACCGACGAGAACUACCACAACGAGCGGGCGCACAAGGGACGCAACCGCAUGUCGUCCGGCUCGCAGCACAGCCGAGAGCAGCAGGACCCCUACCAGGACUACCAGGACCCCUAUCAGGAUGCAUACAAGCCACAUCGCAACCGCAGUUCACCGGGCAGCUACAGCCAUGACUCCCGGCACCGGCUCUGAGCCCACUUCUGGCCCCGAUUCCCAAAUAAACGCUGCAACCGAGCCAAGACGGUCCCAAAUUGUACUUUUUUGUUCUUCUUUUUCUUUCUUUCGGUAUGCGUUCAUUUUGUAGAAGUCCAACGAAAAUCACGUUCAGGUGUUUAUUUUUUAUUAUUUUUUUAAAUCAAGCUGCUGGCGGGAGGGAUGGGGGAGGGGGGCGACCUCCGUCAAUCAACAGCCCUGAGUAGUCAAGCGGCCGACGUUAUAACGAAUCCCUGUUCGGGGGGGGAGGGGGGGAUAUAUAGCUCAGCAGACGUGCAGCAGAUUGUGCUCGCCCCUCAUGGAUGGCGGUCAAUUGGCGACGGCGUCCGGACGUCGCACCAGCUCGGUGGUUGAGUCCGCUGCACACAGACUGCUGAAGGCCGCUGCCCCCCCCCCUCUCUCUCUUCUCCUCCCCCCGGGCCGUGUAUAAAUAAACCCUCUCUCCAUUUAGCUUACUGCAUGCUGUUAGAUGACCAACCUCCGCAUCCACUUCCUUGAUAUUUUGUACCUAGCGUUCUGGAUUCUCUUCUAAUGUGGUGUAGAUACAGAGGUCCAAUUUUCUAAAUCACGUGCUUGUGUGGAACGGCGUCCCUGGUGGGUUUCGUGUUGGGGUGGUGGGGGGGGUUGCCUAGAUAAUAUCUGACUGCUGGUUUUUUGAAAACUGGUGCUUCACAUUCCCAAACUAUUUUGCUAUUCGGAGAAAAAAAAAAUCACUUUUGAGCGAGGCCAGCUUUUCUGUAGCGUAGCUUUAGGAUUUCAUUUUUGGGGAUGCCUCGCCGAUCCCGGCGGCGGCGGCGGGAUCAGAUCCCGGUCACGCCGCCGCCGGGAGAAGGGCAACCGCGGCUUCUGUGGUCAAACGGCUUCGCACUCGGACAGUUUAGAGACGGCGGUAGCUGAGGCAGUCCGGGAGGAUGAGCGAGAAGACGAGAGCAAAAUAGGACUUGAGAUGCCGUCAUGUUAUGUUUCGGCGUUUGAUCGACCGAAAAAAGAGCACCUGCCGCUGAAACCGAAGGUCGUUUUUUUGCAUUUAUUAGCAUCGGAAUGGGAAGCGUUUAAACUGAGUUGCAGAUGGCGGUGAAGUCAUGCGAUGGGUUCGUAGCCAUUGAAGUUCCUCCCUGUGGUUUUUCGGGGGAUUAAAGCAUUAAAUAUGUGACAUGGCGGGAUCGGUUGCAUCGUGUUCAUUCUCUGUGUAGCUGGCAUGUUGUCCUGACUGCAGAGCAUGCUCCCUCCAAACGUUGAAUAGAUUCCUACUGUAAGCAAGUUGAUGUUUGUAGAAGUAAAGGGCACAUCUCUCCAAAAAAAAAAUGAAAAAAGGCAAGAAAAAGAUGGCCCAAAUUUACAGAAUAAUGGUAUCUGCAGGUAUCUUGUAACUCAAUACACUGAAACAGGCAACUUGAAGUUUUGGUUUCUAUCAUUAUGAAAAUGACAGAUUGUCAGUGGAUUGCAUGACUCAAUCGUCAAAUUCUGGAUUAUGUGAAGAAAUGUCAAACAGCCCUCUCAAAAAUGUUCCUUCAGGAUUAAAAGAGUUUCCCUCACGGUACUUUAAAAGAAAGCAGAGAGUUUUUAAGACUUGUCGUCAUCCUCAUAAUACACUGUACAUAUCUUAUUACUUUAAGAUAUCAAAUUGUCUUGGCGAUACAGAUUCACUGGUUUUAUCUCCAGAGAAGCAGACGGAGCCUUGACACAGGCUUCACGCUGAGAGUUAAAACGAUGAAGAGCAUUUGCUUAUUUAGUCUUGUCAAAGGUCUUCCUUCCGUACACGUCGUCGUCCGUCUUCCCCUUUUUUUGGGGAGCGAGCCACUAGCUUUUCUUAGCGGGGACACACAUAUAGUCAUCACGAGAAGAGAAGAAGAAGAAAAAAAGCCACGAGAACGUGAGUUAUCUCAAGAGUUUGUCUCGUGGAGACAAAUCAAUAAGGUUUUUUUUUUUUCAUCUUUCGGAUGCUUUUUCGAUUUUUAAAUGGGGAGUUCCUUCCGGAAAGAUGGAAACCGAGUAAAGCGUGUGAUCUGAUUCAUCUGUUCCUCCGGCAGUGUGUCUUUGUAUAUAUACAUAUAAAUAUAUAUAUAUGUAUAUAUAUAUUUAUAUUUAUAUAUAUAUACAUAUAUAUUUAUAUAUAUAUGUAUAUUUAUAUAUAUAUGAACAAUUAUUUUCAUCAGUCCAGAAGGCUGAGGCUGUUUUUACUGGAUGAUCCUCUCAAAAAUAAGGACAAUAAAUGAUAGAAAAGAACUCAAAAUGGAUUUUGAAUUAAUUUGACAGUGUAGUCAAUCAAUUGUUUUGUUCCUUCCUUUUGUUCCAUCCUGAGCCAUUAAAGACACAACAAAAACACACUGCCAGGGAAAUGUACUUUUAUGAUCACCUGAUCGGCUCUCUGGUCUGAGACCACGUGUUGUCAGAAUCGUAUUCCCAGAAGAUCAAUAAAUACACAGCUGGAAGCAGGAUGCUUCCCUUAAAUAUGA